Molecule: messenger RNA, 1234 nt
Organism: Nematolebias whitei (Rio pearlfish)
Lineage: Eukaryota; Metazoa; Chordata; Actinopteri; Cyprinodontiformes; Rivulidae
Product: claudin-3-like
Exons: 1
Coding region: 143-1234 (363 amino acids)
Biological process (GO): cell adhesion; bicellular tight junction assembly
Cellular component (GO): bicellular tight junction; plasma membrane
Molecular function (GO): structural molecule activity
Source: RefSeq, a predicted model, not a curated record
GAGCUCUUCAUCGCACUGGACACAGAACUAAUUCAAGUUUUCUUUGAAACUUGCUAAGGAUCAGGAUUUUAUUUUAUUUUUUUCCUGAAAGAGAACUAACAUAAUUUCGGAACUUGGUCACAGAACUUUUGGAUACCGAACAAUGAUUCAAGGGGUUUCUGAGAUCGCUGCAAUGUGCGUUGGCGUGAUGGGGUUGAUCGGUGCGGCAGCUACGACUGGCAUGCCCAUGUGGAAGGUGACGGCGUUCAUCGGAGAGAACAUUGUUGUGAUGGAAACUCGCUGGGAAGGCUUGUGGAUGAACUGCUUCAGACAGGCCAACAUCAGGAUGCAGUGCAAGGUGUAUGACUCCCUGUUGUACCUGCCUCCUGAGCUGCAGGCUGCCAGGGGUCUGAUGUGCUGUUCUGUGGCCUUGUCGGGCUUGGGGCUCUUGGUGGCUUUAGCAGGACUGAAAUGCAUAUCCUGCUUUCAAGGUAACAAAUGGCCCAAAACAAUUAUCCUCUUGGUUGCAGGAGCUAUGCAGUUAUUGGCCUGUAUCUGUGUCUUUAUACCUGUAUCGUGGACUGGUCAUGUCAUCAUAAGAGAUUUUUACAAUCCUUUGCUGAUUGAUGCCCAGAGGAGAGAGCUGGGAGAGGCUCUCUAUAUUGGUUGGGUGACUGGUGCUCUUCUGUUUGCUUCAGCGUUGUUGUUUCUCUGCCGACGCAUGCCCAAAGACAAAGGCUAUCUGGAUGUUUAUCAUCCUCUUAAAUUACUUAACUACAAACCAACAUCCAGCGGACCAGGUCUGACAAGUUAUCAUCCCAUUUCAAGUGUUCCCAGCAUCCAGUCAACUGGGCACCGGAAUCUUCCACAGAACAAUAACUUCGCUGGACAACAACUUGUAAUGCCGCUGCAAAACGUUCCAUAUGUAAUGACAAGCAAUGCAGCCCCGAUCAAUCCGUCCAUUAUUUACAGCACUGGUCCUCCGGACAAUGCGUCUUUGAUCUAUCAAGGCAACCUUGCCCAUCAUUCGUCAGUCAGGAGCUCUAACCACGCUGGGAGCAUAUACACUCCAGGCAACUCGCUGUACAUGACCCAAAACACCACUCCAUAUCCAACAGCGUACACUGGAAAUCCCACUGCAUCCUACCAGUCUGGUUUUCAUCCCAACCCACAAACUCCCAUUUUUGUAACAUAUGAAGAUUCAUUAAAGCAUCCAGAGUCUUACAGCGGGAGCAGCAGAGGGAUGUACAUCUGA